UCGACUUAAUGAAUUGCCAUCUUAAUAUGAGGCGUUCGGUGCCUCUAUAGAUGGUGUCAGAUGUUACAGUGACAUUAUUGGUUUCUGAAUGAGUGUAAAUCCGACAACAUCACACUUCACAAGACGGUUCAGGGCAUGUUGAAACUCUAUAGACUCAAAGGAAAUCCGACGCGAAAUAUUUCAUAUGAAAACAUACAUAAUUAGGAAUUAUUUCUAUUUAGCUCAGUAUGUUGGAAUGAAAUACCAAAUGACUAAAAAGAUACAGCACACUCUGUAGCUUCUUCCUCCUGUGGGUCGCUACAUUAUUGAUUCCCAGAGGCUGCUGCUGGCCAAUAGGCUUUUGAGACCGUUUUUUUCAAAGGGAUGGGAGCAGAUGAAGUGAUGAGAUUCGUCUAACUUUUGGAUGACCCCUUCUUGACAAAGACAGUGUCCAUCAAUUGUCCUCAGUCAUUAUUCCCAGCUUUUAUGCCAAGGGGCUUUUUGUAUCUUUUGUUGGUUUCUCUGUUGAACACCAUGCCUUCAAGUUAGACCUUAGAAACUGAUACAUUUUUAUAUCUCCAUGGAGUAAAACAAUCCCAUGCAAAAUCAGCGUUUCCUAUUUCUUUAUAAUAGUCUAUAUAAUUUUAAAGUUAAAUAUUGAAGCAAGGUUGGAAUUAUGUGUAUUUUCUUAUUUUUUCACCAUGCCUUUUUAUUUUCCAAAUGUGCAUGCAGAUGCUUGAGUGCAAUAUUUGUUUUGUUUGUUCCCACCGGGGUCUGAUUUUGGUGUAGGCUAUCUUAUUUAGAUAACAUUGCUUUUAGUUGUAUAUUUAUCCGUUUAUGGACCAGCAUCACCUCUAUUGGCCGAUCUGGUCACAUGGUUCGCUAACUUUAUUCAGUUGACACCAAGUAGGAGGGCUUUAUGGAGGGAGGAAAAAAAGACAACUCGAGAAAAAAAAUUAGUAUUUUCUACCUUCAGAAAUUAAUGGCCAUGAGUUCGUAUAUGGUGAACUCUAAGUAUGUGGAUCCAAAAUUUCCUCCCUGCGAGGAAUAUUCACAAAAUAGCUAUAUACCUGAGCAGGGCUCGGACUACUACAGUCCAUCGCAGGACACAGACUUUCAGCAACCAGGGAUCUAUCCACGGUCAAACUACACGGAGCAGCCCUUCAGCUGCAACACUGUGCAGGACUCCACAGUGCAGCCACGGGGUCAUGUGCACGAGAGAUCCAGCCGCUCGAGCCCUUUCAGCGCACAGACUGAGCAGGCCCCCCCGGUCCAAGUGGCCGGACCCCGGACUUGUGGACAGCAGCAAAACACAAAGAGCCUAAAUGGGAUACAGUCCAAGCAGCCUGCAGUAGUUUACCCCUGGAUGAAGAAAGUCCACGUAACUACUGUGAACCCGGAUUUCACAGGACCUGAGCCCAAACGGUCCAGAACAGCUUACACCCGGCAGCAGGUUUUGGAGCUUGAAAAGGAGUUUCAUUUUAACAGGUAUCUGACCAGGCGGCGACGGAUUGAGAUUGCCCACACUCUUUGUCUCUCCGAAAGGCAGAUCAAAAUCUGGUUUCAAAACAGACGGAUGAAAUGGAAAAAAGAUCACAAACUACCUAACACCAAGGGCAGAUCUGCCCCAUCCUCCAGCCAUCUGCAAAGCAUCCAGAAGGAUAACCAGACUGAUAUCACAUCAUUAUAAGAUUAUUUUUUUUUUAGAAAUAAACUGUACAUAAAAAGACAGAGGUUGCAUCUGACUUUUGCAUGGACUGAUGUUGUUUUUAGCCUCUUUUUUUUUUAUUUAACAAAAAAGACCCCAGCAGCGUUGACUCAAGACCGAGUCAGAAAACCAACUAGUCUUUAUAAGUGAGAGGUUUGAAAGUUCUUCCUUGUUUUAAUUCCCUCAAAGAGACACAAAAACAUCGAAACAACCUUUUUUUUUGGACGUUAUACCCACCUGAGGACAUUUAAUGAGAAACCUCGGUUGGUUUCAUGGAUUUAAACAGUGUUGCAGCUCUUCUCACGUUGAUUCACGCUGGUUUAAAGAUUGAAAUAUCUUUAUUGAGAACAGGGAAGCCCUUGGUUCAAAAAUCCACACACACACAUCUUAUUUCAGUUUAUCCUAGUCAAACCUCACAUUAAACGCACAAUAAAUAUAUAGCCUAUAUAUAUAUACUUGAAGGAAUCAUUAUUUCCAUACAGAGCACGCCAAACACAACCUACUUUCGUAAGUUGCAAAACCCCGUUGAAUUUUUCAGUUCCACGUUUCUUUGUGAUUAAUAUGUUUUAACUUAUUUUGUACAAUAAAGCUUUGGAAUUUUCUUAGCCUAAAUUAUAUUCCCAAAAGCAAGACAUUCCUGUGUGCAUACUAUUCUGAGUGCCCUUAUAAAUCUCUCUUGACAUCUUUGUAAACAGUGUACAUUUUCAGAGGCUCUCUCGUGCCAUUUGAAAGUCUUACAUGAACGAUCAUUUGUUCCUUCAUGGUAUCAAAUUGGUAAUGGAUGUUUCUCAUCGGAAAUAAUCAGAUCCAGAAUAUUGAGUUUAAUUGUUUAUUUUUUACUUGAUACGAAUUUUUUUUUACGUCAUUAUUUAUUUGUUUAAAACAAACGUGUACAUUUUCGUAUAGCACACAAUUUUAAUUAAAAGUAGGUUAUUCGUUAAACUUUAAUUAAUCUAAAAUAUGUUUGAACUCUUGUGGAUUAUUAGCAUGGCUUUAUGCAAAGUUUUAGUCUUUAGUUAAUGUGGGAAUCUUGUAGUUUUUUUUUUCCGUUUACAACGAGCUAACCGAGGGGGGCUUUCACGUCACGUUUCAAGACAGAUAUUUUUUUUUGUUUUAUACCGUCAUUGUCUUCGGACAAAAAAAAGCCCAGAAGCUCUCCCAGUACGAAGAGGUCUUCUCUGUGAAGUCUUCACGAUGAGAGGCUUGAAAAGGUAUUUCAUCCGAAGGUCGACAAAGCAGCAGUGGCAGGUUCAUCCAGGGGACACAUUUCAGCCGCAAGGACUGACCCCAACACCCCUGACCCGCCGGACAGGCAGCCUUUUCUGUCCCAGGCGCUGUUCGCUUUGGUUUGGAGGGCUUUUCCACACUUAAAAAGCCAAAGCAUUCAAAGCAAGAGUCAGUGCGUGAAUUCCAUAGUUUAUACACGUGUUUUAACAGUAUUUAUAUCGAGCCCUUAAAAGCAAUUUGUGCAUUUGUCUCCCCAUGUCAAUAUGCAAUCAUUUUGUUUUUAUUUUUGU
This is a messenger RNA of Perca flavescens (yellow perch), 3204 nucleotides long. It is a transcript of the gene hoxd4a, whose product is annotated as homeobox D4a. Gene Ontology annotation, molecular function: DNA-binding transcription factor activity, RNA polymerase II-specific; RNA polymerase II cis-regulatory region sequence-specific DNA binding. Gene Ontology annotation, biological process: positive regulation of transcription by RNA polymerase II; embryonic skeletal system morphogenesis; anterior/posterior pattern specification. Bases 899 to 1669 code for a protein of 256 amino acids. NCBI's taxonomy places the organism in Eukaryota, Metazoa, Chordata, Actinopteri, Perciformes, Percidae. The transcript has 2 exons. Gene Ontology annotation, cellular component: nucleoplasm; nucleus. The record is from RefSeq and is a predicted model, not a curated record.